This is a messenger RNA of Spirometra erinaceieuropaei, 4279 nucleotides long. The record is from the annotation of a GenBank genome assembly. Lineage: Eukaryota; Metazoa; Platyhelminthes; Cestoda; Diphyllobothriidea; Diphyllobothriidae.
GAGCCUGAACAUUGCGCGUCGUCCAGUGAACUUUUUUGUCCGUUGACUCGUUGUUUGGCUUCGGGCUGUCCAUACCAGAAGAUAUUGGCUUCAGGACAUCCAUCUCAUCUUCCUCCUCUUCAGCUACCAUUGUGACAUCUGUGGCCAUGUGAUCAGCUGACGACUCCGAAGGAGGGCGGCAGGUCUGGGAGAUCGGGCGAUUGAAACUCAUGAAGUUUUCGUCCAAUUUUUCAUCGUCAUCGUCGGCAUCUUCUGGAAAACUGGGACUCGACUUGUCAGGACUCUUACAAGAGUAAUCUUCCAUGACCUGCAUUCGUGCUUAGUUUGUCGCACAGUUUUAGUGGAACUAAAACAUAGAAUAGGAAAAAGAUGGAGAUACCGAAAGUGACCUCAGCGUCUAAAUAAUUAUCGAAAGAAGUAAGAAAAGAGCGACGGACGUACCACAACUUCACGCCCCGGAGCCCGUCAAAAAAAUAAAGAAAGUCCGACUGCCCUCCCCCGAACCAAGCUGUUGAAGUAGUAAAACAAAAAUGGAAAGAAUAAUUGUUCUUGAAGCUUUAAAUAAAGUCACGGGUUUCAGUGUGCCCGCCAAAGUGUACUUUCUUUUAAAUUGUGGAAUACCCUAUGCCCUUCUUUCUACCUGGGUAAUGGUCCGCACAGGUUCGGAUGAUGUACAAAUUAACGGAAGCGAAUGUGGGUCAUUUUAUAGUGCCACUAAGGCUUUUACCUCUAAGCCCCCUGUCAGUAUAUGAAAAAGCAACUGAAUUAAUUUCCGCAGCAUUACUUUUGAAAAUUUCGAAGUCAUCGGUUUAUGUGGGCCAGUCAUACUGCCGCACUGACGCAAACUCGACUAUAUCAGUCAGUCCGUAUGAGGGAAAUAGGCUUACACAUUUGAACUCCCUUUUUAUACAUAAAAAAUCGAGAAGAUAAGCAAAAAUGUAGAGAAACUGCAACAUUAAGUGAAUGCAGACAUUUAUUUACAUAGCCCACUGGUUUUAGUGUUACGAAGUCACAUAGUCCGCUUGAUGCUGCAGCAUGUGUCUGUCAAGCCGACAUUUAAAUGUCUCCACAGAUUGAGACAUAACAGUCGUCUCGGGCAGGUUAUUACAUUGUUCUACGACACGCUUGGAGAAGAAAUACUUUCUUAAUCCAAUCUUCUUAUGGACAUACGUAGUUUGAAGGGAUGUCCCGGAGGUUAGUUAUAAUGUGCGUUGGAAAAAGUCACCACACCGGAGGGCGCAGUCUAAGUCACGCACAAUGCGGAAAGUUUGUAUUAAGUCUCCGCACAACUGCCUAUAACUCAGAGGAUGGCGGUUAAGGUUGUUUAGGCGGAUCUCGUAAGGCAGUACACCUUGACCUCUUAUUAAUUUUUUUGCCCGCCUCUGCACACUUUCGAGUAGAUUGUAAUCCUGCUGAGUCCACGGUCUCCUGGCCUGAAUUGCAUAUUCGAGAUGCAGCCUUACAAACGUGUCGAAGACUUUGGAGAAGCAGUGUUUAUCGAAAACUGCGAAUGCGCGCUUGAUGGCGCUCAGCAACAAGCAUCUACCUUUUAAUUUAAAUGUUUCAACAGUUUUUUAGAUGACCGCCGCGUUAGAAAGUUUAGCCCUCCGCGAGAAGGCCUUACGUCAGUCGUCCGUAUGGACCAGCUUCUUCUGAAGUUUGGAGGAAUGACCAGGCAGACGACCCGUCCUGGCCAAUUCGAAGAUGUCAUCAAAUUAUAAGGCGCACUCAUAGCCUCUAACGGUCUGCUAGGUUUGAAGCCGCCAGGCAGUUGCCUGCUGUUGAGAAGAAAAAAAUUAUGUUCAGCCAGUCUGCUUACUUAAGGCAGAUGACCAAGAUUCUUGAACAUCUUCAAAACGCCCUUCCACAUUAAUUCCAGAAGUUUAUAAUCCUUUUCAAACCACGAGCGCCAGGCCUGGGCGGCAUAGUCUAAGUGAGACCGAACGAAUGCUCCGUGGAUUUUUGAAACAGUUCUUUUUCAGUCUGCACAAAUCCUCGUCUCAGCGCAAAUAACACCUUUGUCGUCUGUCUGGCUGCCUUUAGAUAUUGUGACGAUGGAUUAGGCGAGGAGGUUAUUAGGCCGUGCAGGCUCUUCUGACUAUCAACCUUUGAAGGAGACUGCCCAUCAAAGAGGUAUGGGAGGGAACAAUCGCCUCACUGGUCCUUAUGGUACGGAGUUUUAGGAUCACACAGCAAGCCAAGUUAUAAGAGAAGAGCCAAUGAGCAGACCAGCUGCUAAGUCGGCUGAGACUGCAAGUAAUAAACCGGUCUAUCGCGAGAAGUCCAGAAAGAGCAAAGUAGCCACAAGAAUGCAACGUGACGACAACUGACUGUUAAAGUUGUGCCAACGUUUUUAGAGGUUGCCUUUUUGACGCACUAGACCAAAACGCUUUUUCAUGUCACUACAGUAGUCCCCCUCCCAGGAGAAUAUAGUUCGAAUGUGAAAAAUUGAUGUAUAUUAGACAAGUGUCAUGCAUAUUGUACAAGUUGGUAACGAUCGGGGAAACGGACGCGACGAACGCUGCACGUAGGAGUGGAAUCGGGAGGGGAGGGGGAUGCUCGGGGUUAUCCAGUGGAAGCGGAGGCAGGGAGAUCGAAGAAAUUGUGGCAGGUGAAGAUGGCCGAUCUGUUGGGAUGAACGAAGGAGGGUCGGUAGAGAUUACUUUCAACCAAUCGAUUGAUACCACUUCGGUGCGAUCGCCACGGACGUUUUUGAAAUGCCUUUCCGUUCGCGACAGGAUUCGAAAUGGUCCGUCGUAGGACCACUGUAAUGGCUUAUGAACGCCAACCACGCGGACAAAUAGAAAAGAACAUGUUAGAAAGUUAGGGCCAUUAUAUGACUAACUUGCUUGAACGUGUGGGGGUAUGACCCGGAGAGAAACCAUUGCUUUGAGCGACCAUUGGACAUAAUCGGUUGCGUCCAGAUCGGUAAAGCCUUGGGAUGGCCCGAAAAAAUCAUCGGGACACCGUAGGGCAGUCGCGCAAAAAAGUUCGGCAGUGGAGCACUCCAAGUCUGGUCGAGCCGCUGGUUUUAAAUUCGAAGAUAAGUGAAUGAUAUUAUUUUGAGUGGUUUUUCUGUGAGACCUAACGAUUUUAGUCCCUGUUUUUUGGUUGAAUUUCCUUAAAUACAGGCCUCUUCUCUCAGAACUGCCUGCUGCCAUCUCCUUUUGAGUUCUGCUAGUCUAUGCCUGUUGUUCACUAGUCGCACUCUGCAAUUCUCAUUUUGUGCAUCCGAUUACUCUCUAACUGUUGUAAUUUAUUUUUCCAUCGUUAGCCCCUAGCUGAAAUUCAGUCAUCUUGUCUGCCAGAAGUUUUCUUAAUCGCAACUUGCCUCGAGACAAGAUGAGACCAAAAGUCACUGGUCGAUGUAAGCUCUCGGCUCUUGUAAGUAAGCAUGGCCUAACUAAACGUAAGUCAGAAGCCUUACCUAAAUCUAAGUUAGAUGAUAUUACCAGUCAGUCGUCACCCGCUGUAAUUGGUCGGCAGCUUAAUCUGUCUGCACUUGACCACUGCAAUGACUUUAUGCUAAAGUUUGGUACUUUUCUGACAAUUCUUGGAAAUUUAUUCGACGAGAACAUCUCCGAUAUUCCCUCUGAAGAAUGUAGGCGUCUCGACUCAUUUGUUCACCUGAUCGCCAGUGAAUCUAGUGAUAGACAGAAGCGUUCUUACAACUUUCCGUUAAAAAAUGUUCCUCGAUCUGCUCGGCCAACUGAUGUUGCGACCAAUUUCCUGUAUUCAUGUGGUUUCAACUACAAAAUAGCCGAUGCCAAACGCUUGUCCUCCCGUAGCAAAAAUCCACCCAUCUUAGUCAAAUUAUUUUCAUCAAUCGAGGUUGACACACUCUUUGCCCAUCAAGAGCGUGUCACUGCGUACCUAGAAAAGGCAAAAUUUUUCCUUUGUCAUGAUCUUAUUCCUAUGGAGCGUAGAAUCGGGUCUCUGCUCUCACGUAAACCCACUGCUUCUCAGUCUAAUGCUCCCCAACUCGGUCAUAAUACAAGUGGCCGUAAGGAUUCAGCUUGUCCUACUCCUGCGACAUCUGACUCCCUCCUUCCCCCUUCUCCUACAUCUCCAUCUCACUCAAGCCACUUGACGCAUUUGCCUGCCCCUAAACUUGCAGCAGCAGCAGCAGCAGCAGCAGCAGCAGCAGCAGCAGCAGCAGCAGCAGCAGCAGCAGCAGCAGCAGCAGCAGCAGCAGCAGCAGCCCCAUUUGUCGUUCCGUAUCCUCCUGAUAGUCCCGCUGAGACACAUGGAAAUCCGUCUACAUCAGCUAGACCGAUAA